Messenger RNA from Scophthalmus maximus (turbot), 2417 nucleotides. RefSeq names its product choline transporter-like protein 4. Gene Ontology annotation, biological process: thiamine pyrophosphate transmembrane transport; choline transport. The transcript has 22 exons. The coding region runs from base 121 to 2328 and encodes 735 amino acids. Gene Ontology annotation, molecular function: thiamine pyrophosphate transmembrane transporter activity. The record is from RefSeq and is a predicted model, not a curated record. Lineage: Eukaryota; Metazoa; Chordata; Actinopteri; Pleuronectiformes; Scophthalmidae. Gene Ontology annotation, cellular component: plasma membrane.
GAUGGCUGAUUUGAUGUCACAGUAUUGCACUGAGUAAGUACACAGAAUGUCAAACUGAAUCGUGUUUGUCUCCCCCCUCAAAUUUCUGACGAGCCGCGACGACUGGAAGCGAAGGCGAGGAUGUGUGACGAAGUGGAUAUAGAGCAGGACUCACUGUGCGGAGAACCUGCUCAGUUUGACCCGACAUUCAGAGGACCCGUCAAGAAAAGAAAGUGCAAUGAUAUAAUAUGCUGUUUCCUGUUCACGGCCGCCAUCCUUGGCUACGUAUUAUUGGGGAUUUUGGCUUUUUGCUACGGUGAUCCGAGGCAUGUUCUUUAUCCAAGAAACUCCACCGGGUGGUUCUGUGGCAUUGGACCAAACAAAGACAGACCCAAUUUGUUCUACUUUGACAUCCUGAGAUGUGUCCCAUCUGUCAAUGUUAUGCCAACUACUCUCAAUGGUUUCCAGUGUCCAAUCACGAAGGUGUGUGUGGAAAAGUGUCCUUCUUCCUUCUGGGCCGUGGGGAAACCGUCUUACCUUCCAACCGUGAAACCAGCAAGUGUUUUCAAUCAGAGCCUCUGUGUGCCAUCUCUCCACCUGGAAAAUACGACUCUGACCGUAAAAGACAUUGUGGACAAGGAGCUGUGUCCUUUCUUCCACAUGCCUACGAUCUCUGUGCUGGGAAGAUGUUUGCCUGAUGUUGCUGCACUGGGCAAGAUCCCGUCAGCGUUUUCCAACAUUCCGGGUUUACCCUCUGUCAAACUCAUCAACAGCAGCACCAAGGACAUCUUGAAAGGCUUCAACGCCAGAGGCGUCGGCAUCCGAAUCUUAGAGGAUUUCGUGUCUUCGUGGCGGUGGAUCCUCGUUGGUCUGCUGCCAGCCGUGGUGGUCAGCAUGCUGCUCUUGUUGCUGCUGAGAUUCCCUGCUCCUGUCAGAGUUCGCGUGGCCGUCAUCCUAGGAGCCCUUUGUCCUGGUGUCGGUGGGAUAUGGCACUGCUGCAAUCAAUUUGUGAUCUACAAUGAAGACACUGCUUCCAUCAUAAAGACUGGUUUCAAAUUCAGGGUUCUUUACCCGAUAACCUGGGUGUAUUUCUUGUUUCCCCUAUACUUUGUGGAGUGUACUUGGAUUUUCAUCACCAUCUUCCGGCUGCAGGGACUCAAAAUGAUCAUCGCCCUCAUCCAGGAGUCCAGCAAGGCAAUCGGUCACAUGAUGUGGGCUCUGCUGUACCCUCUGGUCACCUUCGUCCUCCUGCUGGCGUGUGUCGCCUGCUGGGGCUCCACUGCUUUAUGUUUGGCCACUGCAGGAAGUCCCAUCUACAAAGUGGUGGCCCUCAAAUCCACGACGAGCAACUGUAAAAGUAUCAUUGGCACCGACAACUGUGACCCUCAGACCUUCACCCCCUCAGAUUACCCAGACUGCCCCUCGGCCCGCUGCAUCUUCAUCAAUUACAACAAGGAGGGCCUCUUACAAAUGGACGCUCUGCAGUUCUUGAACUUCGUUACUUUUUUCUGGUGCGUCAACUUCGUCCUUGCCCUGAGCCAGUGUACGCUGGCGGGGGCCUUUGCCUCCUACUACUGGGCCUUCAACAAACCAGGCGACAUCCCCUCCUCACCCGUGUGGGGCGGCUUCAUGCGUUCACUCAGGUACCAUGUUGGCUCCUUGGCCCUCGGUUCGUUCCUCCUGAUCCUGGAGACUGUAGGGAUGGUUGUUUUGAGGGUCCUCAAUAUAAUAGGAUUUUGCUGCCUCCUGAAAGCUAACAAAGCCCAAAUCUUCGACGUCAACGAUUACAUCAUGAUUGCCAUUCAAGGGAAAAACUACAUCAUCUCACACUACAACGCUCAUAUGCUGCCCAAGAGAAAUAUAAUUAGGUUUAUACCGGAGUCCAAUAUUUUUGGUAGAGGGGCAGAAAGAGUGUUCUGCUGCUUGAAGCUCCUGGUGGCUGGAGCGGGAGGUUUCUUGUCUUUCUUUUUCUUCUCUACACAAAUCCUGCUGCCGGGCAGCACCUUCCGCUGCGAUACCCUCAACUACUACUGGAUGCCAAUUGUUACUGUGAUGUUUGGAAGCCACCUCAUCGCUCACUGCUUCUUCAUUGUGUACAACACGGCUGUCGAAACGCUCUUCCUCUGCUGCAUGGAGGACUUGGAGUGCAAUGAUGGAUUAGAACAGCAGCCGUACUACAUGGCUAUAGAGGUGAGGAAACUCUUCGCAAGGAAGCUUGAGAAGAUUCCCCUCCCCGCAGCAAAUCCCCCUCCAGAGCUUCCCCCUCCAGAGAGCCCCCCUCCAGAGAGCCCCCCUCCAGAGAGUCCUCCCCCAGCGGGGCUAUUUUCAGCAUUUUCUAGGUAUUUGUAAAAUGUAAAGAAGUUGUAUAAAUACAAAUAUUUUUAUGAACCUGUUCAUUUGAUCAUUUAUGAAAUAUUGUAAUAAAUAUGUAAACAUGA